Molecule: messenger RNA, 2274 nt
Organism: Closterium sp. Yama58-4
Lineage: Eukaryota; Viridiplantae; Streptophyta; Zygnematophyceae; Desmidiales; Closteriaceae
Source: the annotation of a GenBank genome assembly
AUGGCUAAAGGAUCAUUUCAUCUGCUCCUGUGGGCCGUACCUCUGCUGCUGCUUGCGUCGAUCCCAGCCGCACGGUUAGAGGACACGGCAAUCCAACCGUUCUCGUCCGAUGAAGGCACUCUCUGGCAGCUACACGGCCGCGAAUUCGCCCUACUGAGGCGCCGACUUACCAAGAAAACCACCGCCCAGGCAAGCCCGUCGCCGUCUCCGGUAUCCCCUAAGAAGAAAAAGAAAGCGACACCGAGCCCGCCCAAGGAUAGCAGCGGUAACAGUAAGAACUCGGGCGGCAGCGGCGGCAGCACGGGCACGUCUCAACCGAAAAGCCAACCGAAGGCCAAGAGCCCGCCUACGGUUCAGGGAGGAUCAACGCAGAAGAGCCCAAAGAAGAGCCCUAACAAGAGCCCGAACGCGAGCCCGACUAAGAGUCCUGGCAAAAGCCCCGAUAAGAGUCCUGCCAAGAGUCCCAAUAAGAGCCCCAACACCAACCCCGAUAAGAGCCCCAACAAGAGCCCUGCCAACAAGAGCCCCGAUAAGAGCCCCAGCAAGAGUCCGAGCAAGCCCAAGUCCCCACCAAAGCCGGCAGAGACAAAUGUCACGAAGAGCCCGAAGAGUCCUAAGAAGCCCAAGUCGCCUAAGAGUCCGAAACAACCGAAGCCUCCUACUCCGCCUCCCGCCCCUCCUAAAAUUGAGUGCGAGGUGCACAAGAACGAGCAAUUGGUUAUCAUGGAUGGUAAUCUCUUUUUCACCAAUAAGCUGGAUCAGUGCGAAGGGUCUUCCUCUCGUUUCGGAACCGUUUUCCACCGGAAUAUAUCGCGCUAUCCCCUGGUGUGGGAUGACUCCGCGCAUUCUCGAAAGCCUGAAUGGGCGGGCGGCAGGAAGCGAGCGCCGGCGCCAACGCUCGAGCCGGCAUGGGAGCGGUUCGGAGUGUGCUCGAGCAGAAAGGGUCCGGUUUACGUGACGAUUACUCCACGCCAAAUCGGAACGAGGUGGAAGGGAUGGGGGACGUCGCUCGCAUGGCUGGGCAACUACAUCAGCGGGUUCCCCCAGGCGGCGAUGGACCCUCUGCUGGACCUCAUGUUCCUCCCCCCGGGCCUCAACAUCAAUAUAGUGCGAUUUAAUAUAGGCGGCGGCUCGCUCCCGCAGUACAGCCCUCAGCUAUACACUGAUUCUCCCCUGCGCUGGCGGGCCAUGCCGGGGUACUGGCCGGCGCAGGCAGCGGGGUUCAACUGGACGGCGGAUUCGCGGCAGCAGGCGGUGCUGCUGGGAGCCAAGGCCCGCGGGGUGAACGUGUUCGAGGCGUUUUCCAACAGCCCGCCCUGGUGGAUGACUGAGAGCAAGGACGUCUCAGGGGCAAAGAAGCCGUGGAGGACGAACCUGCUGAGACGGUACGAGGGGAAGUUUGCCAAAUACCUCGUAAAAGUCGUGGAAGGGCUUGCAAAAAGCCCGACGCUGGGGAACAUUGAAUUCGAUACACUAGAGCCGUUUAAUGAAGGGCUGGAGGGGCAAUGGGUGAGUGGGAUGGAGCAGGAAGGGUGUAACUUCAAUCCACCUGAGAUGAGCCGAGUUCUACUCAAGACUUGGCUGGCUCUGCGGAAAAGGAGGCUCAAGACAAAGCUGGUUGGGGUCGACAGCAACGCGGUUUUAACCAGCAUAGGGUUACCACUGGUCCUCGGGAAUACUCUCCUGCACAGGAUCAACGUGCACGGUUACCCUCUGCCGUUACACAUGUACCUAAACGUGACAACUGCACAGGCUAAAUUGUUGACAACUGCACGUUACACCCAUAUGAAGCGGCUUGCCAGAUCUCUCCAGAAGGAAGUGUGGGUAUCCGAGUCAGGUCCGUUACUCAGGGAUGGUAGUGCUUACGACCUUUCGCUCUACAUGAUGCGGAACAUCAUUGAAUCAGUCAACAUCCUGGAAGCUUCUGCCUAUAGUUAUUGGCAAAUUUACGACGGCAGCGACAAGUGGUCACUGAUCAGGAUAGACUGGGACCACCCUCCUGGUUACACUGGACCGUUUGAUGCUCCUGUGUUGCUGAAGCGGUUUUGGAUGCUCAAGCAGUUCACAGACCUGGUGAGGCCUGGGAGCCUGCCGUUGGUGGUGCCAAGUAAGUGCCAACACACUGUAGCUGCUUUCUACAGUACGGAGAAACGGACAGUGAGUCUGUUUAUAGUGAUUCAGAGGGCAGAGGAUGCUACGUUAGAUGUGAGGCUGACUGGGUUCAAGCUGCAUGUGGAGGGACGAUCAGAGGCAGUCAGUCUUUCUUAUCUGUAA